AGAAUAAUAAAAUAAUAUUCGCGAGGCAGCCUAACCCUGUUGUGGUGCCUAUAUAUAUUUGCGUCAAGCUUCCGCAAACAUCCCCUUCCGCUAUCACUUUUGUCCUCCGAGAGAAGCUCUAAUCAUGUUGGUCUAUCAAGAUUUGCUUAGUGGUGAUGAGCUUCUCUCAGACUCGUUCCCGUACAAGGAAACUGAAAAUGGAUGCCUAUGGGAAGUUGAAGGAAAGUGGGUUGUGCAAGGAGCAGUUGAUGUGAACAUUGGUGCAAACCCUUCUGCUGAAGGUGGUGAAGAAGAUGAGGGUGUUGAUGAUCAAGCGCAGAAGGUGGUAGACAUUGUUGACACUUUCAGGCUUCAGGAGCAACCACCUUUUGACAAGAAGCAGUUUGUUGCAUACAUUAAGAAGUACAUCAAACUGUUGACACCCAAGCUCGAGGGUGAAAAACAAGAGGAAUUCAAGAAGGGUAUUGAGGCAGCAACCAAGUUCCUGCUAGGAAAGCUCAAGGACCUCCAAUUUUUUGUCGGGGAGAGCAUGCACGAUGACGGGUCCAUGGUAUUUGCCUACUACAAGGAUGGUGCAACUGAUCCAACCUUUUUAUAUUUUGGCCAUGGAUUGAAGGAGGUCAAGUGUUGAAAACAUGCUUUGGCAUUGCUAGAGCCUUUCAUUAAUUUAAGUUAUCAGCCAACUAUCUGCCUUUAUAUUUAUAUUAUGCCAGACAUUGAGUUAUGUUCCUAUAAUUUCGUGCUUUCCGGAUUCACAAGAAUUGUUAUCAAAGAUUGUUCAAGAAAAAAAAAACUUGAUGUGUUUCA
This is a messenger RNA of Daucus carota subsp. sativus, 807 nucleotides long. Its product is annotated as translationally-controlled tumor protein homolog. The transcript has 5 exons. Gene Ontology annotation, molecular function: calcium ion binding. The record is from RefSeq and is a predicted model, not a curated record. The coding region runs from base 125 to 631 and encodes 168 amino acids. Gene Ontology annotation, cellular component: cytoplasm. Lineage: Eukaryota; Viridiplantae; Streptophyta; Magnoliopsida; Apiales; Apiaceae.